Molecule: messenger RNA, 1900 nt
Organism: Colletotrichum godetiae
Lineage: Eukaryota; Fungi; Ascomycota; Sordariomycetes; Glomerellales; Glomerellaceae
Product: amidohydrolase
Exons: 2
Coding region: 1-1503 (500 amino acids)
Molecular function (GO): hydrolase activity, acting on carbon-nitrogen (but not peptide) bonds
Source: RefSeq, a predicted model, not a curated record
AUGACUAUGUCGGCACCCAAAAUUGUGUUGAAGGAUGGCGUGCUCCUCAUUCAUGGAGAGGAUGGCAAGGUGAACCCACAGCGGUUGGACAUUCUCAUUGAAGGAGACACAAUUUCGAAAAUCAGCCGACACAUCGAGACAACUGGCAAUGUUGUCAAAGUCUUCGACUGUGAGGGCAAGAUCGUGUCUCCCGGCUUCAUUAGCACACAUCAUCACGUCUGGCAAACCGCGCUCAAAGGUCGUCAUAUCGACCACACGCUGGUUGAGUACCUACCGCGAGGAAACUUCAUUGGCUCAUUAUUCUCUGCCGAAGACGCAUUUUGGGGUGAGCUUGGUGGUGCACUUGAAGCAAUCGAUGGCGGCACCACGACCAUUGUGGACCACUCCAGUCUGAAUGUUGGCCCAGACUUCCCCCCUACAAUGAUCCAAGCCCUUGUCGCCUCUGGCCUUCGCGCUGUCUACUGCUACUGCGUUCCCAGAACAACCAGCUGGAGCCCCUUCUCUACAGCAGAUGAUUAUACGUCUUCACAUGUUCUCGAGAAUUGGAAAUUGCUAGCCGUCAAUGGCCCAUACGGAGAUGGCCGAGUUCAGCAUGGUUUUGCGGUGGACAACAUGCAUCAGUCGGCCGACCAAAUGAAGCACCUCGACUCGGAGCUUCGCACUGCAAAUGCCAAGGUUAUAACAUCACACGGAGCCGCAGGUCUAGCCUUUGGCAAUAGCCCUUAUGUCCUCCAGGUUCUCAAAGGCCACAACCUGCUAGGCUCAGAUAUCCUCAUCUCCCACGCUAACUUCCCAAAGGAUGGCGACGCAGAGCUUGUCAAGGAGCACGAUGUCUACAUUUCUGCCACGCCUAACACAGAGCUUCAGAUGGGCUGGCCGCCGGUCGCCCUUCAGCCUGAAUUUGAAGCACACUCUAGCCUCGGAGUUGACUGCCACAGCUGUGGUAGUAGCUUUAUGCCUAGCCAGAUGCGGCGCGGCUUGCAGUAUGCCCGUGUCGAACGACAAGAGAAUCUGCGAAAACAGGGCAAGUGGAGCCGCCAUGUCGGACCGUCGGCAGAGCAAGUCUUCAACCUCGCUACAAUUGGCGGUGCAAAGGCGAUUGGCAUGGCGGGCCAGGUUGGCCAGAUCCGCGUUGGUGCAAAGGCAGACCUCGUUGUGUUCAGCACUGAUAGUAUGUCCAUGCUUCCAGCUGCUGAAGAGGACCCUAUUGCGGCAGUGGUUCUUCAUUCGAGUGAGAGAGACGUGGAGACGGUCAUUAUUGGUGGCGUGAUCAGGAAGGAAAACAGCAAGUUGCUGUCUGUGACAGUCACUGGUGAAGUUGAGGGCGCCAGUGACCUCGGUCUUCACGGGAAAAGCAUCGCAUGGAAGGACGUUGCCAAGAAUUUGGUUCAUAGUCGAAAGAGGUUAAAUAGGAAGGCAGAAGGUAUUGACAUGAAGGCGGUGGAAGAGAAGAUCAUGGACGAUUUCUACAUGAACCGCAAGGGCAUGCUUGAGCAGUCAUGAGUACAUGCAGUUGAACAUCCGCAAUUACUCGGUUACGCGGAGGCCAAGGGGCUGCCUCGUCGGAUUCUAGUUUAAUCUUUGUAUUUUCUCAGGAAAGUUGGAUCGCCGCCUCUGCGUAAAAGCCGACAGCAUGGCUGGCGGUGUUAGUUAAUUUAGCCAGUUUUGAGCCAACCCUGACAAUGGUGGGCACAGACUUAUCGGGUAGAGGAAUCCAAGACAGACAUUAGCCAUGGACGCAACUCGGCAACUGGAAUUGAGGUGUGAAAUAGAUCAAUGCCUGGAUGUUCGGCUCAUGAAUCAGCCAUGACUUGAAUCGUGGAGGAGUAAAUCAAGAAGGAGUAAAUCAAGACGGAGAUAGUUACAACCACACGGAGUUAUCACUCAAGAUGCGGGGAGC